AUGUUCUAUCGUGGAUAUGGGUUCGAAACAAGUCUCCCGGUUAUUAUUGUAUACUCAGUUGUGUCUCUAUUCACAAUUUCCGUGAACCUUCUUUUGUGCGUUGCCUAUUGGAGGGAUCCUUUUCGCGAGCUUCAAGCCGUUCAGAACUACUACAUAUUGAAUUUAGGACUUGCAGAUCUCAUUAUGGGUGCCCUUUCGGAGCCUUUGCUGAUAGCCACAUACUGGACCACCAACAACAACAACAACAACAGCAACGUAAUUUUCUUCGUUCAUUACUUAUUUGCUAUCAUUUCCGCGUCUUGUUCCCUGUUGAACAUAAUGGCCCUCUCGAUCGUCCGCUAUUUUGCCGUCCAAAAGCCAUUUGAGAGUCAAAACAUCAUUAAUAAGAGGAACGUAAAAAUCAGCAUAGCCGUUAUUUGGGGCAUUGCAAUUCACUUUGCUCUUCUUCCUGUUGCGGGAUGGAGAGACAAAACAUUUCAGUUAUAUUUAUAUGGUUUAGGAUGUAUCGUACCCACUGUUGUCUUCACGGNAGUCAAAACAUCAUUAAUAAGAGGAACGUAAAAAUCAGCAUAGCCGUUAUUUGGGGCAUUGCAAUUCACUUUGCUCUUCUUCCUGUUGCGGGAUGGAGAGACAAAACAUUUCAGUUAUAUUUAUAUGGUUUAGGAUGUAUCGUACCCACUGUUGUCUUCACGGCUUCAUAUUUCAUGUUCUACCGUGCAAUACGCAAACGCACAGCCAUGAUCCAACACAUCGGGACAGAGGAGAAAAGUCAACUUUUGAGAAACACAAUUCGUAUUGAGAAAAAAGCGACACGAACAGUCUCAAUGGUCCUUGUGGUUUUCUGGGUCUUAUGGAUCCCUUUUCUCAUUUGUGAUUUUGCUGUCGUUCAAUGUCCAAACUGCAGAAGCUCCGCAUCUCACCUCGUUCGCGACAUUACUCUCUCUUUAGUUUACUUCAGUAGCGGAAUAAAUCCACUGAUCUAUGCGUGGCGAAUAAAGGCAUACAGAAGAGCUUUUCUGCGCGUCUUG
Porites evermanni is the source of this 1028-nucleotide messenger RNA. The record is from the annotation of a GenBank genome assembly. Lineage: Eukaryota; Metazoa; Cnidaria; Anthozoa; Scleractinia; Poritidae.